AUGCGUUCGAGAAGUGAUUCCUGCGUACGUUUGGAUUGCUUGAUGCAUCUUGUCGAACAGACUAUUCUAAAAUAUCAAAAUCCUAUUACCGGCUUAUUCACCAAUAACGUCGAGGAUUCUCCUGAUCAUGCUUGGGUGCGUGAUAAUUUAUAUGCAACACAUGCAAUAUGGGCAAUGUACCGAGCAUAUCAGAAAGGUGCCGACAUAGACGAACAUCUUGCUAAAACAAACGAAUUGGGAUUAACCUGUGUGAAAACUAUGCAAUCAUUGCUGGAAUGUAUGAUGCGUCAAUCGUACAAGGUUGAACAGUUUAAGUUACAUCAGCGCAAAAAUGACGCACUUCAUGCGAAAUAUUCGGCACAAACAAAGAAUACCGUUGUUGGUGAUUACGAAUGGGGACAUUUACAGAUUGAUGCUAUAUCAUUAUUUCUGCUAACGUUAGCCCAAUUAACGGCAUCAGGACUACAAAUUGUUCGAAAUUUUGAUGAAGUUGCCUUUGUACAAAAUCUGGUGUAUUACAUAGAAGCGGGUUAUCGAACACCGGAUUAUGGUGUUUGGGAACGUGGUGAUAAAACUAAUCAAGGAAUACGGGAACUAAAUUCUAGUAGCGUUGGUAUGGUAAAAGCUGCAUUGCAGGCUCUCAACGAUGUUGGCGAUUUGUUUGGAGAUGGCUCAAAAGGAUCUGUCAUUCAUGUAUUACCGGAUCAAAUCCAGCAGUGUUCAGCUUUAUUGACAUCAAUGUUGCCGCGUGAAUCGUUUUCUAAAGAAACUGAUUUGGCGCUUCUGAGUAUCAUUUCAUAUCCGGCAUUUGCGGUGGAAGAGCAAAGUUUGAUUCAGCUUACACGUCAAACAAUCAUUAAUACACUGCUUGGACGUUACGGUUGUCGACGUUUUCUACGUGAUGGUUACAAAACUCCAUUGGAGGAUCCAUCUCGUUUACAUUACAACAAUUCCGAAUUGCAACAAUUUGAAGAUGUAGAAUGUGAGUGGCCGUUAUCAAUUUGUUUUCUUAUGCUGGAUGCUGUUUUUUCCCAUGACGAUGUUAUGGUUGAACAUUAUUGGACAAUUAUGGAAAAUAUUGUUCUCAACAGAAAUGGUUUGCGACUAGUGCCUGAACUUUAUAAAGUACCAUAUGAUAAGGUAGCGGAAGAAAAGCAGCAGCAUGGUAGCCAAGAUAGAGAAGCGUAUGGAGCAAUACCAUUUUUGUGGGCACAAGCAUUGUAUAUAAUAUGUUGUUUACUGUAUGAUGGUUUCUUAACACCAGCUGAACUGGAUCCGCUAAGAAGACGGUUAUCAGCCUAUGAAAAACAUCCUCCUUGCGAAGUUCAAGUGACAAUAUUGGCGGAAACACCUGAAGUACAGCAAGAAUUGUUGGCACAAGGGAUCCGGGUGCAGAAUAUUAGCGAAAUUGAUGAAGUAUUUUGCAUCCAACCUACGUCCAUGUUUGCACGAAUUCUGUCAAGAUUAGGAGAAUCUAGAAAGUUGGGACUUACCGGUCGUCCCUUGGAUCGAGAGAUCGGUGUUCUCAGCACUAGUAAACUUUAUCAAUUGGGACAGAAAUUCGUGAUUUUCACGCCUCAAUUUAUGGAUCCAAAACGUUCAUAUUUGAUGUAUGACAUCCGAAUUCUGAUGAAUGAAUGGAGCUCUGAGCUUCAGUAUAUAUAUAGCAGUUGGAAUAACACUUCAAUGUCUGGUCGACCAUUGAUAGUGCUAAUUGUUGCGAAGAAUAUGCUUGAAGCAGAUAUGACACCAAGUGAUAGUUCCUUCGCUGAUGUUCACAUGAAAGCAUCCGUUAUAGGAACGAUCAAAAAAAUUGCAACCGGUUAUAUAGGUGGCGCACGAGUAGUUAUGAAGAAUAUAUCGGAUUUUUUUCGAACUGCAGCUAUUAGUAAAUUGGAAUUUUGUGGGAACAAUGCAGAUUUGUUUUGCGAGAAGGAAGAACAAGCAAUUUAUCGCAAUCUUCCAUCUUCGGGCAUUGAUAAUUCAAAAUCAAUCGUUCCAUCGCAAAAUACUCGACAAUCAUCGGUAAAAAGCAAUUAUGAGCGCUAUAGUAUUGUGUACAAUACCUCAAUGCGACAUCGCAGUAUCAUGAUUGAUAGCGAUGAUCAAGAUCUUAUCAAAUUGUAUUUACUUUAUGAUAAACAAGAAAAAAGCAAUCUGACCCAAACAAAUGAUAAAUCUCAGGCUCCAUCUUUGAAACGACUUUUAUCACCUGAAAAAUGUAGUCCUGCAGAUGAUUUGAUACGAACGUCAUCGACAGCAUCUCUCAAAAGUAUAUCCAGUGCCGAUUCAGAUAAAAAGUUGCAUACAGCGCAAAUGGAUGAAAUGUCAACAGCAGAUUUGAUUGAUAUGUUAACAGGAACAAAUGUUUUAGAUGAGCAAGCGUCAAUCGUUCAUUAUUUAUGGAUGAAAAAAGGACCCGAUUUUGAUACUGAAUUGAAUAACAUGAAAGGUGCAACCGUUCGAGCACUUAUGGAAGAAAUACAUUUGAAGGCGUGUGAAAGUCGUAAUUGGGCCUUAAUUCGUCUGUCAUUCGGACUGUUGAAGCGUCUACUGGAAGAAUUAUCCAAAUCAGUAACUCAUCUUUUAGUACGUCAGAAACAGAUCACUGUUGGUAUGCCAUCAAAGAAUGAAGAAGCUAUUACAACUCCAAAAACUAAGGAAGAAUUACAUGAAAUUUUUAAACGUGUCUACGGCGAUGAUGCAAAUAGUUAUGCUUUAUCACAGGAAAUUAUUGUUUGUCUUGGUUCAUUGGUGUUAACGGAACCGCGUUUGUUUGUAGAAAUGUUCAGAAUACGUGUGGGACUGAUUAUACAGGUGUUAGCUAGUGAAUUGGCUCGUUUUAGUAGUAUCAGUGGAAUUGAUGCGACACAAAAAUUAUUUCAACUUUCACCAUUUCAAGUGAAAUCAAUGCUAUUAUUGUUGUUAAGCGGUCGGUUGCUGGAAGAUUUUAGUACGGAUGCUGAAUCUGGUAUCAAAGAGCAGCGUAGUGGUAUGGGUUCUAUUAGAAAACAAAUUGAGGAACGGAAGUCACGGAGAUCCAUGCAUGAUAGUAGUAUGGUUGUUGAUGCGAAUGUAUUAGCUCCAACUGAUUCUGAAGAGGAGGCCGAAAGCUUCCAAUUCGGCAUUUGGCUAAGACAUCGUCGAAUUGAUGGAGCUUUGAAUAGAGUUCCACUUGACUUCUAUGCGAUGUUGUGGGAUACUGUGCGACGUUUUCCUUGUGGUUUAUCAAUAAAUCGUAUUGUUCUACAUUGGGGUGUCACACAGGAGAUGACACGUAGAGAAAUCAAAUUUGCGUUGCAGGUUGAGAAAGUGCUAAACCAGAUUGCUGAACCAGAAUAUCGUGAAAUUAUGAUAGAAGCUUUGUCACUUUUAAGCAGAAUGAAUAGCUUGCUGAAAACCGACAAUCCUAAUAUACCUCAUGAUCAGUCGUUUGUAGUAGAUACUGUGGUUCAUAGAGCAAACAAACUGUUUGUUGAACAUAACAAGCAAAUGGAAACAAUAGUAAUGGAAUGUUGUGGCUCGGGAAAGCGUUGUGAUGGUGCCCAAGGAAUGUGUCAGCAUUUCUACGAUUCGGCUCCAGCUGGUGAAUAUGGCACAGCCCAUUAUCUGAUAAAAGCUUUAAUGGAUAUCUUUGUUUCAUAA
This is a messenger RNA of Cercopithifilaria johnstoni, 3645 nucleotides long. The record is from the annotation of a GenBank genome assembly. Lineage: Eukaryota; Metazoa; Nematoda; Chromadorea; Rhabditida; Onchocercidae.